This is a messenger RNA of Passer domesticus (house sparrow), 1802 nucleotides long. RefSeq names its product transmembrane ascorbate-dependent reductase CYB561. NCBI's taxonomy places the organism in Eukaryota, Metazoa, Chordata, Aves, Passeriformes, Passeridae. Gene Ontology annotation, cellular component: lysosomal membrane. Gene Ontology annotation, molecular function: oxidoreductase activity. The coding region runs from base 431 to 1192 and encodes 253 amino acids. The transcript is spliced from 8 exons. The record is from RefSeq and is a predicted model, not a curated record.
UCCCCCUCGCUUUGGCUUUGUCAUCGCUGCGUUGCCGUGCCAACGCGGUGGCCCUGUCCCUGCUCACACACUGUCACCGCUGGCACAGGCAGCAGCGCCCGCAGCCCUGGCAGCACCGUGGGUCUGUCUGCCACAGCUGGCAGAGGGCUCCUCCCCAGAGGGGACAGAGCAGAGGGGACGCUGGACCUGGGGACUGGGAGCUGCUGGCUCUAGGUGCCAGGGAAGAGGAGAAGCGGCUGUGGCAGUGGUGGCUCUGAUCCAUUGAGGGAUAACCCAGCACAAAGCAUAGAUCAGAAGGACCGGACAGGAGUCCAGGAGCAGGCAGCAGGUGCGGGAGCAGGGGAUGGGUGUGCCGUGGCGGCUGGGAGCCACCUCCAGGUGUGGGUGACGCAGCCAGAGCAGGAAGCGUCCGGCUCCGUGGCAGGCUGCCAUGGACGGGGCCCCGCCGCCCUCCAACCCCAGUGGGCUCUCGGCGUACGUGGCCGUGUCGCAGCUGCUGGGCCUGACGCUCCUGGCCACCACGGGUGCCUGGCUGGGCCGCUACCGGGGCGGCGUGGCCUGGCACAGCCCGCUGCAGUUCAACGCCCACCCCCUGUGCAUGGUGCUGGGCAUGGUGUUCCUCCAAGGUGACGCUCUGCUGGUGUACCGGGUGUUCAGGCACGAAGCCAAGCGCUCCACCAAGGCACUGCACGCCUUGCUCCAUGGCCUGGCCCUGGUCAUCGCCCUGGUGGGCAUCAUCGCUGUCUUCGAGUCACACCGGGCUAAGGGCAUCCCUGACAUGUACAGCCUGCACUCCUGGUGUGGCAUGGCCACCUUCGUGCUCUACCUGCUGCAGUGGCUCCUGGGCUGUGGUUUCUUUCUGUUCCCCGGUGCCUCCUUCUCGCUGAGAGGGUGGUACAAGCCCCAGCACAUCUUCUUUGGCAUCACCCUCUUCAUCCUCUCCAUCACCUCCUGCUUGUUGGGCAUUACUGAGAUGCUCCUCUUCAACAUCAGUGAUUCCUACAGCCACUUUGUGCCUGAGGGCAUCCUGGCCAACACCCUGGGGGUGCUGCUGGUGGCCUUUGGGCUGGUGGUGGGCUACGUGCUGACCCGGGAGGAGUGGAAGCGCCCACCCCUGGCAGAGGAGAUGGCCCUGUCCAUGGACUUCAAGACCCUGACAGAGGGAGAGAGCCCUGGUGGUGGCAGCCAGUGACAUCUGCAGCUCCUGGUCUCCAGCACGGGCUCCUUGUGAUGUCUGAAAUGUUCCUGUGCACCUUGUCCCUGGUGGUUUGCAUCUCUGCCCAGCCCAGGGUGACAAGGACAGCUGGGGAAGGACACGCUUGGUGCAAUGCUGCCUGCUGGACUCAGCUUGGCUUGGCCUCAAUCAUCCUGAGCUCUGCCCUGUCCAGGCCCUGGUGACCCCUGAACCCAUCCCAGCCCUGUGGGAAUGGCAGUGCUGUGGGAAUGGGCAGGGCAGGGGCUGGCAGGGGCACGAAGGAGAGGAGUCCCUGGGUUCUUCCUCUUCCUGCUCUGGGGACAGAGUGGGAGCAGAGAUUUCUGCACUGUGGACCAAAGCCUCCAGGCUGUUCCCAGUGCUGAUGGGCAGAGGGGAUGUUUGCCACCACUGGGAUGUCCCACUCACUGGCAGCCCCUCACCCUCAGCAUGGCCAUGUGGGGGGGAUGCUCCCCUAAAGGGCUCCUGGGGGUUCGGAGUGACCCUGUGCCUGUGCAGGUUCAGCAGCUUCAUGUCUGAAGUGUUUUCUCCCCACGCGUGAUGUGUUUGCUCAGUGGAUGCUCCUGACCUAAUAAAUGUUUGCAGCUAA